AUGGAAUCAGAACCACCAUCCAAGAAAUGGGUUAUCGCCGGAAUCCAGUUCAUGACUCCAUUGAAGCCGAUUUACACAAAAAAGGAAACCGAAAAAAAACAUGAAGAUGAUGACGAGGCAAAGGAGUGUUGUACGACUCCGACAUCUCCGGAAUCAGUGAUUCCGUGUUUGUUGAAAUGCCCGGGAGCUCCGAGGAAAAGAAAGGCGAUUUCCAGAAGCCACUGUAAUGACGUUAGAGAUUACUUCAAACCUCCGGAAUUGGAAAGUGUGUUCAUACGCUUUGUUGAAAGGGCAUAA
Molecule: messenger RNA, 297 nt
Organism: Lactuca virosa
Lineage: Eukaryota; Viridiplantae; Streptophyta; Magnoliopsida; Asterales; Asteraceae
Source: the annotation of a GenBank genome assembly